Molecule: messenger RNA, 1674 nt
Organism: Rotaria sordida
Lineage: Eukaryota; Metazoa; Rotifera; Eurotatoria; Philodinida; Philodinidae
Source: the annotation of a GenBank genome assembly
AUGGUACAAAUAUUGCUUAAUUAUUCCAAACUCGAUCUUGAACUGUUAAAUGAUAUACAACUCGUUGAAAGGGAUCAAAAUUUCUUGAUAUUUCAAAAUGUAAGCGUUUUAUGGGCAGCAGCUGCCGUUGAUAAUUUUCAAAUUGUGAAAUUACUUGUCGAACAUGGAGCUCAAGUUAAUCACACAACUAAAACAAAUUCAACAGCAUUUCGUUGUGCUUGUUGGAAUGGUAAUACAGAUAUGGCACGUUAUUUGAAUGAGAAUGGUGCUAAUAUACAUAUUACCAAAAUACAUAAUGAAACGAAUCUUAUUGCAAGUGUUUACAACAAACAAUUAAAAAUGAUAACUUAUCUUGUUGAUGAAUUAGGUUGUGAUGUGAAUGAAUCGACGGAUGAUGGACGUCCACCACUCUAUUUUGCUGUAGAUCGUGGUUCACUUGAACUAGUUCAAUUUUUGUUGAAUCAUGGUGCUCGAAAUUUUCGACCAAACGAUAUUCACAUGUCUCCACUAUUAUUAGCAGCUGAAAAGAGACGAAUUGAUCUUGUCGAUGCUAUUUCUUCACAAUGUUCAUUACUUGAACAAAUCGAAGCGCAAGAAUUACUUGGAAGUGCUUUUGCAUGUGGUGAACAUGGUAUUUGUAAUCUUGAAAAAUUAUUUGAAUACUUCUAUCGAGCACUUGAACUUCGAUCUCAACAUAAUCUUUCUAAAGUUCUAAGACUAUCAACUGUAGAAGUACUUGAUAAUCGGCAAGAAUGUCAAACAAUCGAUGAGUUAGAAAAACUUCGAUUAAAUGAUGAUCAUAUGUACAUAGAAGCGUUACUUGUGCGCGAACGUUUGCUUGGACCAACUAAUGCAAAAUACCAUCGUUCUCUUCAAUAUCGUGGUGCUGCUCUCGCUGAUAAUGCACAGCAUCAUCGAGGAGUUAAUUUUUGGUUGUAUGAACUUAAAUUACAUCGACAGUACUCAUUAUCUAUCGACAUCGAAGAUUUGCGUCAAUGGGCUUCGAUUUUUAGUGACAUGAUACGAAAAUCAUUAUCAAUACCGAUUGUGCCUUGGCAGACAGUAAUAACAGUAAUACUUGAAGAGUUAGAAAAUAAUAUGAUAGAUUUUGAUUAUAAUUUACAUACUUUACUUUUCUUAAUAACAAUCAUUAGUCAGAUCCUAUCAAAAUCAAUAAUUUCAAAUAAUGAUCGUCAAAUAUUUUAUCGACAAAUUCGUAUCAUUGUUCAACAUCAGUAUGUUACUCAAACCGAUAGAUCUUCUCUAUUACAUUUAAGUCUAAAUAAUCAUACAUCUGCAAAUGAUUAUUUCAUCGAUUUUAUUUGCAAAUAUCCAUGUUUACAUACAGUUCGUUUACUUUUACAAUGUGGUGCUGAUGUGAAUGCAAUAGAUGUUAUUCGAAACACACCACUUCAUAUAUUUGUUUCCAACUCAAAUGUAGUUGAUGAUACUAUAAUCCAAUAUCUUUGUGAUGCUGGUGUUCAUCUAGAUUGCGUUAAUGCUUUAAGAGAGACACCCAUCGAUAUUGCAACAGAUUCAAAUAUGAAGCAAUUUCUUAGAACUAGAACGAAAAUUAGUUUGAAGUGUUUAUGUGCAAGAUUAAUACAAAAGAAUACUAUUCUAUUUCAUGGAAAGAUUUCUAAUUCUCUUAUUAAUUUUGUUAAAAAACAUUAA